This is a messenger RNA of Alosa alosa (allis shad), 3281 nucleotides long. RefSeq names its product lysocardiolipin acyltransferase 1 (gene lclat1). The coding region runs from base 335 to 1510 and encodes 391 amino acids. Gene Ontology annotation, molecular function: acyltransferase activity. Gene Ontology annotation, cellular component: endomembrane system. The transcript is spliced from 6 exons. Lineage: Eukaryota; Metazoa; Chordata; Actinopteri; Clupeiformes; Clupeidae. The record is from RefSeq and is a predicted model, not a curated record.
UCUAUGGAAGCCAGGAAUGGCAUGGUGGCGUCAACAAGCAAGCAGCUGCAGCCUGCAGUUUAGCAGUCGGCAGAGUCCUCUGCCAACAUGCCUUUUGAUGAUGUAAUUCCCCUGAAUCUUGAAAUAAUUUCUGUCAACAAGGAAGUAGCAAACUCACGACUGAAAAAAAAUAUUUUUGUUUUGGUUCUAGCAAAUAGCUAGCUGUGUCGCAAUCAAACAAGCUUCUUAAUACUGUAGUGUGAGUCAGCUAGCACGCUUGCUAACUUCGCUUGACCGCACCUUGAAAUUGCCCGCGUACCUCCCUAGUAAGCAAGAGAACUCCAGCAAUUCAGGUAUGGCGGUGUCUGCGCGAGGCCUUUAUUUCCUGACCACUCUUUUCCUGGGCAGCUUCUUUGGGAGUGUGUUCAUGCUGGGGCCGGUGCUGCCCCUCAUGCUGAUCUCCCCCGCCUGGUACCGCUGGCUCACUGAUCGCAUCGUCGCCACCUGGCUCACCCUGCCCGUGGCCUUGCUGGAGGUGGUGUUUGGGGUGAAGGUGGUCAUCACAGGCGAUGGCUUUGUGCCGGGCGAGCGCAGCGUCAUCAUCAUGAACCACCGCACGCGGCUGGACUGGAUGUUCUUAUGGUGCUGCCUGCUGCGCUACAGCUACCUGCGCCUGGAGAAGAUCUGCCUCAAGGCCGGCCUCAAAGCUGUGCCUGGCUUCGGCUGGGCGAUGCAGGUAGCCUCCUUCAUCUUCAUCCAUCGGCGCUGGGAGGAGGACCGCACCCACAUGGCCAACAUGCUGCAGUACUUCUGCCGCAUCAGGGAGCCCCUGCAGCUCCUGCUCUUCCCCGAGGGCACUGACCUCACCGACAACACGCGAGCGCGAAGCGACGUCUUCGCUGAGAAGAACGGCCUGCCCAAGUACGAAUACGUGCUGCACCCACGCACCACCGGGUUCACCUUCAUCGUCAACACGCUCCGUGAAGGUGACAACCUGGACGCAGUGCACGACAUCACUGUGGCCUACCCGAAGAACAUCCCCCAGACGGAGCGCCACCUGGUGCUGGGCCUGUUUCCGCGCGAGAUCCACUUCCACGUGCAGCGCUACCCGGUCUCCGCCCUCCCCACGGGCAACGAGGCGCUGCAGGCCUGGUGCCAGGAGCGCUGGACCGAGAAGGAGCAGCCUCGCGCGACUUCUCGCCCCGGGAGCAGCCGCGGGCUUCGACAUCGCCGGGCGCUAAAGCCGCCCUGCAAGACGGAGCUGCGCGUGACUCUCAUCAAGGUCGCCUCGCUGCUCUACUGGACGGUGUUCGUGGCGCUCUCGUUCGCCGCCCUCUGGCUGUGGGCGUCCGUGCGGCUCUACUUCCUGCUGGUGGUGGCCUUCUUCCUGGCACAGCAGAAGCUGGUGGGCGGUGUGGAGCUGAUGGAGAUGGCCUGCUACCGCUAUUGGAUGGGCGGUCGUCAUGGUGACGGAGGAAGGUCAGGGGUCAAAGAGGACGUAGGGAACGGGAUGGAGAAGAAGAAAGAGUGAGGAUGGACACAGGUCGAGCCACGGCCACCCAUCCGCCCGCCCGGGGGAAACGGUGUGUGUCUGGGACGACGUCCUUCCCCAGGAGGUGACGGUGCGAGGCGAGUGCCAUUUUUUUUUUUGGACGGAGAGGAAACAAUCACUCACACUCUCUCUGUCUCCUCAUACCAAAGCUUCAGGCAGAGAGAGCUGCUCACUUUUCCUCCCUCCAUUCCUGCCCUCCAUCUCGUGCUGUCGUUCACUCUCCUUCGCUCACUAGUGUGUCCAUAUGCUGGCCGUCAACCGGGCAACCUGGGCUGUGCUGCCGUCCGCCUCUGCUCUGAAAGACGGAGAAGGUUUAAAUAUGAAUGUGUAGACGGAUGAGGUCACUGACUGGUACAAUGUCAGGAACUAAUGUAGAAGAACAGGCAAGAUUAAGAAAUAUCUUAAACGGAAUGCUGUUCUGCCAAUCAUUGCUGUGUGUGUUUGGUGAAUGUUUAUUGGUGUAUGGCAGUUUGGUGGUUACUUUACUUGAAGGUCAGCCAACCAUCCACUUCACAAUCCCUCUUCUCUCUUCUCCUCAGUUUCACUUUGCUUUGUCUUGUCUUAAAUGGGAGAGAAGCAUUUUUUUAUUUCUUUAUCUUUUUUACAGCCUAGCCUGUCAUAUGUCAUUGACAUAAUAUUACUUUAUAUGCCAGAUUAUACCAUUUUCUAUAAUCACAGCCAUAUUUUGUAAGGUAUCUUUUUAAAUCGUCAUUGCUUUGUUUAAGUUUUUUGUUGUGUUAGUUGUCCUUUCAUGUUUUUAUCCUUCAGGAAUCAAAGCCAUAUUUGUGUUGCCAUGCCACCCGCGGCCCUGGGCUGCACUUGUCAUGUUUUUGAACAUUAAUCGCAACUGUAGCCAAAUUUAGCGCUGUGUUGUGGAGAUGAGUCGAGAGACGUCACUCCUGUAGCCAAUAGACAUUGUUAGUAGUGCUCGCAGGCCGGCCGCGUUCAGAAUGCAACGCCGUGCUGACACUCGCAUCUGGACCCCCUUUUCUCUAAACUGUGAUGAGUUUACACAGAGCCCCGACUCACCUUAGCACAGGUGUGUGUGUGUUUUUGUACAUUUAUGAAGCCGCAUCUUAACGUCCUGUUUUUCUGUAGCAGGAGUAUGUAUGCGUUGGAUGCUGGAUCUAUAGCUGUUUAGCUGUUUAUACUGCAGGUGUGUGUGUGUGUGUGUGUGUGUGUGUGUGUGUGUGUGUGUGUGUGUGACUGUGCAUGGCUAUUGAAGCUGUUGCAUGGGAACGGCAGAGGCAAAGGUAGUGCGCAGACCAACACUGUGUGGUGGCCUUAAGCCAACCACUGCUGACUUAGAGUGCUAACUGGAGAUUAGAAAACAUCACCAAUCAUAGACUACUCAUGUUACGCUGAAUCACAAUCAGAUGCUGUCUUGAUGAUGACAUCCUUCUCUUCAUAACAGAUGUAAUGUGUGUGUGCGUGUGCGUGAGUGUGUGCGCGUGCGUGUCUGUGCGUGCACGUGUGUGUAUCUACAUGUAUGUGCAGAGGAAAACUGGCCUUGGACACUGUGAUGGAGAACUGUAGCUUGCAAACUGGUCAACCUGUACCAAUUACACUACUACUAUAAUAGAUCUCAUAAAGUUCAGUUCCAAACUGAGUUUCACUCUUUGCCCUUAGUCUCUCCAUGUUAUACUGGAGGUGAUCCCCCUGUUAUCCUCUCAGGUAAAGUUUAUCACUUUCAUGAUCUCUGUAACCACUCUGUUAAAGAACUCCAAAUAAAUAUUCACUUCUUCCACCA